AUGUAUCAAUUUGUCUCGCCCGUCCGGCGGUUGUUUGGGCAAGUGCACGCUUUGUCCGCUACUGGUAUAAGAAGUAGCCGGUGGUGGAAGCAGUCAGCAAGCGCCCGCAACUUCGUAAAGAUGAAGCCCGGUUGCUGCGCGCUAGUCGUGGCACUGCUCACCGUAUUCGUGCUAAGCGUAUCGUCUGAACCACACGGCCACAAAAUAAACGUUGUGAGACAGUUCAUGAGCGAAGCAGGAUAUCAGGAGCACCGCGAGUAUCAUGAGGAGAGGAGGGAGCAGCAUGAAUCGAAGAAGUUGGAACGACACGAAGAAUGGAAGGAGCAUCGAGAGGAGAGAAAUAGAGGAGAGAAAGAGAAAGGGACGAAAGUAGAGAAGUUGGAUGCUGGUGACCAAGCUCAGGCCGUCAGCUACGUCCGGACCGUUACAGGUUUGAAAUCAUCCGGAGAAGUGUACAUAUUUAUAAAGACACUGCGCGGCUCCCGUGGCUGGAGUUACACUUUCAACUUCUUCAGCGCGCUAGAAGGUCACACGAAAAUCACAACUUUCGUGGAGAUCCUCUACCAGCUGACUAACCAACGCGACGUGUUCAAAGCGUACGCCGUUAUCAACAAGAUGACCGGCCACCUGAACUUCGACGGCGUCCACGAGAUCCUGGAGAAAAUCUCCGGCGCCAAAAGCCUGGAAGGUAUACGGAUCGAAAUCUCGAGGAUAACCGGCAACAACGGACCCUCCGAAGUGCCUCUACUGCUGGAAGCACUGCGUGGAGAAAUUGAUAUCGGAGAGGCCGUCCUCACGUUCAACCGCAUCUGCCGUCGCAAAUCCAUCGCCGCCAGCAUAAGGAUCUUCUUGAAGGCAACGAACAGGACCCAAUUCAAAUACGCCUUGACCGACUGCCUCGAAGAAACCGGAACAACGAAUCUGAGCAUCUUGAUAGAGAGCAUUUACACCAUUACUGGUCGUGAGGAUCUGGAGCAAGUGCUUGUCGUCUUCAGAGAUUGCUUCGAAGUUACCGAUUUGAUAACACUCUUCCAGCGGAUUAAGGUAUUGUCCAACAAGAAGGAUCCAAUAAACGUCCUCACACAGUUGAUACUGUUGACCGAAUCGAAGAAUAUCAGAGAAGCCUGCACAGUUAUCCGAUCCUUGACCACUAAGAAAAUGGCCGUAUUGGAUAUAUUGAAGCAAAUCCUGUUGAAAUCCAAACAGACAGACAUCAUUUACUUCUUCAGGAAGAUCAUAGAGUACACGACGUCGAGAUCAAUCCAAACUGCGUGGGAGAUGUUCAGAUCCGUCACAUACGAGAUCGACAUCUUUGUGGUCAUCGAAACAAUGUACCUGUACACGGAGACCGGCUUCCUGGACGCGUUGCAGUCCUUCCUCAGGGCCACCGGCACCAGCAGUCUGCGCGCCGCCACCUCGGUGCUGAUCAAGUACACAGGGCAACGCGGAUUUUUCUCGUGCCUUCGUUCGAUUCACACCAUCCUAAACACUGAUAUCGUCCGUUUCUUCGAGGCGAUGAUCACUCUAAGCAAGAAAUUCCAGCUGCAAGACUCUGUGUUUGUCGUGCAGAAGUGGACCGAAACCUCUGAUGCAUUGAAAGCGCUCCAUUUCAUAGAACAACAUGGGAGGGACAAAACACCACAGGGGCCAGGUAAAAAUGGAAGUCCGAGUAAUCCGAACAAACCCGUCAAAAAAAAUGACCCCGGGGGGACGGGUUCGCCAACCAACGGACCAGGUGUAACAAAUAAACCGAGAGGGCCAGGACCAUCAAGUCCUACCAAAGGAUCAGGUGUAACAAAUAAACCCGGGCGGCCAGGACCAUCAAGUCCAAAUACAACCAGAGGACCAGGUAAUUCAGGUCCAACAGACGGACAAGGUGUGACAAAUUCACCCGGAGGGUCUGGUACUACAGGUUCACCAUACGGACCAGGUGUAAAAAAUCCACCCGGAGGGACAGGUCCUUCGGGUCCAACCGACGGACCAGGUGUAACAAAUUCACCCGGAGGGCAAGGUACUACAGGUCCAAUCUACGGACCAGGUAAUUCAGGUAAUUCAGGUCCAACCGACGGAAAAGGUGUUACAAAUCCACCCGGAUGGACAAGUCCUUCAGGUCCAAAUACACCCGGAGGGACCGGUCCUUCAGGUCCAACCGAUGGACAAGGUGUAACAAAUUCACCCGGAGGGCAAGGCACUACAGGUUCAACCUACGGACCAGGUGUAACAAAUCCACCCGGAGGGACAGGUCCCUCAGGUCCAAAUACACCCGGAGGGUCAAGUCCUUCAGGUCCAACCGAUGGACAAGGUGCAACAAGUUCACCCGGAGGGCAAGGUACUACAGGUUCACCCUACGGACCAGGUGUAACAAAUCCACCCGGAGGUCCAGGUACUACAGGUUCACCCUACGGACCAGGUGUAACAAAUCCACCUGGAGGGACAGGUCCCUCAGGUCCAAAUACACCCGGAGGGUCAAGUCCUUCAGGUCCAAGCGACGGACAAGGUGUAACAAAUUCACCCGGAGGGCCAGGUACUACAGGUUCACCCUACGGACCAGGUGUAACAAAUCCACCCGGAGGGACAGGUCCUUCGGGUCCAACCGACGGACAAGGUGUAACAAAUUCACCCGGAGGGCAAGGCACUACAGGUCCAACCUACGGACCAGGUGUAACAAAUUCACCCGGAGGUUCAGGUAAUUCAGGUCCAACCGACGAAAAAGGUGUUACAAAUCCACCCGGAUGGACAGGUCCUUCAGGUCCAAAUACACCCGGACGGACCGGUCCUUCAGGUCCAACCGAUGGACAAGGUGUAACAAAUUCACCCGGAGGGCAAGGCACUACAGGUUCAACCUACGGACCAGGUGUAACAAAUCCACCCGGAGGGACAGGUCCCUCAGGUCCAAAUACACCCGGAGGGUCAAGUCCUUCAGGUCCAACCGACGGACAAGGUGCAACUAAUUCACCCGGAGGGCCAGGUACUACAGGUUCACCCUACGGACCAGGUGUAACAAAUCCACCCGGAGGUCCAGGUACUACAGGUUCACCCUACGGACCAGGUGUAACAAAUCCACCCGGAGAGACAGGUCCUUCGGGUCCAAAUACACCCGGAGGGUCAAGUCCUUCAGGUCCAAGCGACGGACAAGGUGUAACAAAUUCACCCGGAGGGCCUGGGACUACAGGUUCACCAUACGGACCAGGUGUAACAAAUUCACCCGGAGGGUCAGGUAAUUCAGGUCCAACCGACGGAAAAGGUGUUAAAAAUCCACCCGGAUGGACAAGUCCUUCAGGUCCAAAUACACCCGGAGGGACCGGUCCUUCAGGUCCAACCGACGGACAAGGUGUAACAAAUUCACCCGGAGGGCCAGGUAAUUCAGGUCCAACCGACGGACAAGGUGUAACAAAUUCACCCGGAGGGCCAGGUACUACAGGUUCACCCUACGGACCAGGUGUAACAAAUCCACCCGGAGGGACAGGUCCCUCAGGUCCAAAUACACCCGGAGGGUCAAGUCCUUCAGGUCCAAGCGACGGACAAGGUGUAACAAAUUCACCCGGAGGGCCAGGUACUACAGGUUCACCCUACGGACCAGGUGUAACAAAUUCACCCGAAGGGUCAGGUAAUUCAGGUCCAACCGACGGAAAAGGUGUUACAAAUCCACCCGGAUGGACAGGUCCUUCAGGUCCAAAUACACCCGGAGGGACCGGUCCUUCAGGUCCAACCGAUGGACAAGGUGUAACAAAUUCACCCGGAAGGCCAGGUAAUUCAGGUCCAACCGACGGACAAGGUGUAAUAACAAAUUCACCCGGAGGGCCAGGUACUACAGGUUCACCCUACGGACCAGGUGUAACAAAUCCACCCGGAGGGAUAGGUCCUCCGGGUCCAACCGACGGACAAGGUGCAACAAGUUCACCCGGAGGGCAAGGUACUACAGGUUCACCCUACGGACCAGGUGUAACAAAUCCACCCGGAGGGACAGGUCAAUCGGGUCCAACUGACGGACAAGGUGCAACAAAUUCACCCGGAGGGCAAGGUACUACAGGUCCAACCUACGGACCAGGUGUAACAAAUCCACCCGGAGGGACAGGUCCCUCAGGUCCAAAUACACCCGGAGGGUCAAGUCCUUCAGGUCCAAGCGACGGACAAGGUGUAACAAAUUCACCCGGAGGGCCAGGUACUACAGGUUCACCCUACGGACCAGGUGUAACAAAUUCACCCGGAGGGUCAGGUAAUUCAGGUCCAACCGACGGAAAAGGUGUUACAAAUCCACCCGGAUGGACAGGUCCUUCAGGUCCAAAUACACCCGGAGGGACCGGUCCUUCAGGUCCAACCGAUGGACAAGGUGUAACAAAUUCACCCGGAGGGCCAGGUACUACAGGUUCACCAUACGGACCAGGUGUAACAAAUCCACCCGGAGGGACAGGUCCUCCGGGUCCAACCGACGGACAAGGUGCAACAAGUUCACCCGGAGGGACAGGUCCCUCAGUUCCAAAUACACCCGGAGGGUCAAGUCCUUCAGGUCCAAGCGACGGACAAGGUGUGACAAAUUUACCCGGAGGGCCUGGUACUACAGGUCCAAAUACACCCGGAGGGUCAAGUCCUUCAGGUCCAAGCGACGGACAAGGUGUGACAAAUUCACCCGGAGGGCCUGGUACUACAGGUUCACCAUACGGACCAGGUGUAACAAAUUCACCCGGAGGGUCAGGUAAUUCAGGUCCAACCGACGGAAAAGGUGUUACAAAUCCACCCGGAUGGACAAGUCCUUCAGGUCCAAACACACCUGGAGGGACAAGUCCUUCAGGUCCAACCGACGGACAAGGUGUAACAAAUUCACCCGGAGGGCCAGGUACUACAGGUUCACCAUACGGACCAGGUGUAACAAAUCCACCCGGAGGGACAGGUCCUCCGGGUCCAACCAACGGACAAGGUGCAACAAGUUCACCCGGAGGGCAAGGUACUACAGGUUCACCCUACGGACCAGGUGUAACAAAUCCACCCGGAGGGACAGGUACUACAGGUUCACCCUACGGACCAGGUGUAACAAAUCCACCCGGAGGGACAGGUCCUACGGGUCCAACCGACGGACAAGGUGCAACAAAUUCACCCGGAGGGCAAGGUACUACAGGUCCAACCUACGGACCAGGUGUAACAAAUCCACCCGGAGGGACAGGUCCCUCAGGUCCAAAUACACCCGGAGGGUCAAGUCCUUCAGGUCCAAGCGACGGACAAGGUGUAACAAAUUCACCCGGAGGGCCAGGUACUACAGGUUCACCCUACGGACCAGGUGUAACAAAUUCACCCGGAGGGUCAGGUAAUUCAGGUCCAACCGACGGAAAAGGUGUUACAAAUCCACCCGGAUGGACAGGUCCUUCAGGUCCAAAUACACCCGGAUGGACAGGUCCUUCAGGUCCAAAUACACCCGGAGGGACAAGUCCUUCAGGUCCAACCGACGGACAAGGUGUAACAAAUUCACCCGGAGGGCCAGGUACUACAGGUUCACCCUACGGACCAGGUGUAACAAAUCCACCCGGAGGGACAGGUCCCUCAGGUCCAAAUACACCCGGAGGGUCAAGUCCUUCAGGUCCAAGCGACGGACAAGGUGUGACAAAUUUACCCGGAGGGCCUGGUACUACAGGUCCAAAUACACCCGGAGGGACCGGUCCUUCAGGUCCAACCGAUGUACAAGGUGUAACAAAUUCACCCGGAGGGCAAGGCACUACAGGUUCAACCUACGGACCAGGUGUAACAAAUCCACCCGGAGGGAUAGGUCCCUCAGGUCCAAAUACACCCGGAGGGUCAAGUCCUUCAGGUCCAAGCGACGGACAAGGUGUGACAAAUUCACCCGGAGGGCCUGGUACUACAGGUUCACCAUACGGACCAGGUGUAACAAAUUCACCCGGAGGGUCAGGUAAUUCAGAUCCAACCGACGGAAAAGGUGUGACAAAUUCACCCGGAGGGCCUGGUACUACAGGUUCACCAUACGGACCAGGUGUAACAAAUUCACCCGGAGGGUCAGGUAAUUCAGGUCCAACCGACGGAAAAGGUGUUACAAAUCCACCCGGAUGGACAGGUCUUUCAGGUCCAAAUACACCCGGAGGGACCGGUCCUUCAGGUCCAACCGAUGGACAAUGUGUAACAAAUUCACCCGGAGGGCCAAGUAAUUCAGGUCCAACCGACGGACAAGGUGUAACAAAUUCACCCGGAGGGCCAGGUACUACAGGUUCACCCUACGGACCAGGUGUAACAAAUCCACCCGGAGGGACAGGUCCUUCGGGUCCAACCGACGGACAAGGUGCAACAAAUUCACCCGGAGGGCAAGGUACUACAGGUUCACCCUACGGACCAGGUGUAACAAAUCCACCCGGAGGGACAGGUCCUCCGGGUCCAACCGACGGACAAGGUGCAACAAAUUCACCCGGAUGGACAGGUCCUUCAGGUCCAAAUACACCCGGAGGGACCGGUCCUUCAGGUCCAACCGACGGACAAGGUGUAACAAAUUCACCCGGAGGGCAAGGCACUACAGGUCCAACCUAUGGACCAGGUGUAAAAAAUCCACCCGGAGGACCAGGUACUACAGUUUCACCCUACGGACCAGGUGUAACAAAUCCACCCGGAGGGACAGGUCCUUCGGGUCCAACCGACGGACAAGGUGUAACAAAUUCACCCGGAGGGACAGGUCCUUCGGGUUCAAAUACACCCGGAGGGUCAAGUCCUUCAGGUCCAAGCGACGGACAAGGUGUGACAAAUUCACCCGGAGGGCCAGGUAAUUCAGGUCCAACCGACGGACAAGGUGUAACGAAUUCACCCGGAGGGACAGGUCCUUCAGGUCCAAUCGACGGACAAGAUGUAACAAAUUCACCCGGAGGGCCAGGUACUUCAGGUUCACCCUACGGACCAGGUGUAACAAAUUCACCCGGAGGGCCAGGUAAUUCAGGACCAACCUACGCACCAGGUGUAACAAAUCCACCUAGAGGGACAGGUCCUUCAGGUCCAACCGACGGACAAGGUGUAACAAGUUCACCCGGAGGGACAGGUAAUUCAGAACCAACCUACGCACCAGAUGUAACAAAUCCACCCGGAGGGACAGGUCCUUCGGGUCCAACCGACGGACAAGGUGUUACAAAUUCACCCGGAGGGCCAGGUAAUUCAGGUCCAACCGACGGACAAGGUGUAACAAAUUCACCCGGAGGGCCAGGUAAUUCAGGUCCAACCGACGGACAAGGUGUAACAAAUCCACCCGGCGGGACAGGUCCUUCAGGUCCAACCGACGGACAAGAUGUGACAAAUUCACCCGGAGGGCCAGGUAAUUCAGGACCAACCUACGCACCAGGUGUAACAAAUCCACCCGGAGGGACAGGUCCUUCAGGUCCAACCGACGGACAAGGUGUAACAAAUCCACCCGGAUGGACAGGUCCUUCAGGUCCAACCGAUGGACAAGGUGUAACAAAUUUACCCGGAGGGCAAGGCACUACAGGUCCAACCUACGGACCAGGUGUAACAAAUUCACCCGGAGGGCCAGGUACUACAGGUUCACCCACUGGACCAGGUGUAACAAAUCCGCCCGGAGGGUCAAGUCCUUCAAGUCCAAGCGACGGACAAGGUGUAACAAAUUCACCCGGAGGGCCAGGUAAUUCAGGACCAACCUACGCACCAGGUGUAACAAAUCCACCCGGAGGGACAGGUCCUUCAGGUCCAACCGACGGACAAGUUGUGACAAAUUCACCCGGAGGGCCAGGUAAUUCAGGACCAACCUACGCACCAGGUGUAACAAAUCCACCCGGAGGGACAGGUCCUUCAGGUCCAACCGACGGACAAGGUGUAACAAAUCCACCCGGAGGGCCAGGUAAUUCAGGACCAACCUACGCACCAGGUGUAACAAAUCCACCCGGAGGGACAGGUCCUUCAGGUCCAACCGACGGACAAGAUGUGACAAAUUCACCCGGAGGGCCAGGUAAUUCAGGUCCAACCGACGGACAAGGUGUAACAAAUACACCCGGAGGGACAGGUCCUUCAGGUCCAACCGACGGACAAGGUGUGUCAAAUAAACCUGGAGGGCCAGGUUCAACAAAUUCACCUGGCGGGAUAGGUCCUUCAGGUCCAACCGACGGACAAGGUGUAACAAAUCAACCCGGAGGGACAGGUGCACCAAAUCAGUCUGGAUCACCGCAAACAAGUCAACCCACUGAGCCAAUGUACUGCUAUCCAUAUUCCAAAGGUGGAAAACUUUCGAAGAAUCAAGGCACCCGAGAUAUCAUGGAAGCCUUGGACGCUCAACUGAAUCUGCACUUCAUGGUACUACCGGAAGGUCCAAAUAACACCAAAAACUGUUACUGCACCUGCGAGGCUACGAAGCCACCCAGAAUCGUAUCUCUGAGGGAGUUGAACGGCCAGUUAAAC
This is a messenger RNA of Iphiclides podalirius (scarce swallowtail), 8385 nucleotides long. The record is from the annotation of a GenBank genome assembly. NCBI's taxonomy places the organism in Eukaryota, Metazoa, Arthropoda, Insecta, Lepidoptera, Papilionidae.